GCUCACCUUGUUUACUGUAUGUGUGGAUCUUAUCCAGCUGUUUACGGUCGGUUUUAAACCCGAGGUAAAAGCUGCAACCCCUCUGCGCAUGCGCGCGUCUCUCAUCUCUUCUUCACGAGCUGGUCACGUUCCCUGUGGACCAAUCAGAGCCCGCGGGCCCGCGGUAUAAAUGCUGCUGGGAGGCUGAGAGGCCCGCAGGAAUGAGCGCAGACACCAAACAGCAGUCGGAGCGCACAUCCAGAGACUCCUUUCCUCUCUCCAGGUUUUUCUACACCUAACACAAGGUUCUGGGGGUGAAGAAGAUGGCCACCUCAACAAGCUCCAAGCUGAACAAAGCUGUGAAGCAGCAGUACAUGGACCUCCCUCAGGGGGACAAGGUCCAGGCCAUGUACAUCUGGAUAGACGGGACUGGAGAGGGACUCCGGUGCAAGACUAGAACUUUGAAUUGUGAACCCAAGUCAGUAGAAGACCUCCCAGAGUGGAACUUCGACGGCUCCAGCACGUACCAGUCCGAGGGCUCCAACAGCGACAUGUUCCUGAUCCCUGCAGCCAUGUUCAGGGACCCCUUCAGAAGGGACCCCAACAAACUGGUGCUCUGCGAGGUGCUGAAGUACAACCGUAAACCUUCAGAGACGAACCUGAGAUACAGCUGUAAGCAGAUCAUGAGGAUGGUGGAGAACCACCACCCGUGGUUUGGGAUGGAGCAGGAGUACACCAUCCUGGGCACAGAUGGACAUCCCUUCGGCUGGCCCUCCAACGGGUUCCCAGGUCCACAAGGACCUUAUUACUGCGGCGUGGGAGCAGAUAAGGCGUACGGACGAGACGUGGUGGAGUCACACUACAGGGCCUGCAUGUACGCUGGGGUCCAGAUCUGUGGAACGAAUGCUGAGGUCAUGCCAGCACAGUGGGAGUUCCAGGUGGGACCCUGCGAAGGCAUCAACAUGGGGGACCAUCUAUGGAUCGCUCGCUUCAUUCUGCACCGGGUAUGUGAGGAUUUCGGCGUGGUCGUGUCGUUUGACCCCAAGCCCAUCUCGGGGAACUGGAACGGUGCCGGCUGCCACACCAACUUCAGCACAAAAGAAAUGCGUGAAGACGGAGGGUUGAAAGUCAUCGAGGAGUCCAUCGAGAGGCUGGCCAAGAGGCACAUGUAUCACAUCCGGGCCUACGACCCUAAAGGCGGGCUGGACAAUGCCAGGCGCCUCACCGGUUGUCACGAAACCUCAAGCAUCGACGAGUUCUCCGCCGGCGUGGCCAACCGCGGGGCCAGCAUCCGCAUCCCGCGCUUGGUGGGCCAGGAGAAGAAGGGCUACUUUGAGGACCGCCGCCCGUCCGCCAACUGCGACCCGUACAUCGUGACCGAGGCGCUGGUGCGCACAUGUGUGCUGAAGGAGGACGUGGGCGAGCCCACAGACUACAGCAAAUGAACAGGAAGUGCAUUGUCAGUACUGUAGGAGCUUCUGUUUCCUUUUUUUACCAUUUGAGUUUUCACCUGACAGAUAGGAUGAUUGAGAAUUUCUUUGAGUUGUUUGGAGCAAAUGAUGCACAUUUGGGUUAUUUUCUUGUGUGAAGUUGUUAUUUUACAGCUUUUACUUCUGGUUUGUGUUGAACUUGUUUUAAAAGCGUGCAUCGGCAUUUUUCUGAACCCUUAGCAGCACUCACUCUAAAGUAGGGUUGGGCAAAAUCUUAUCGUGUGCAGUUAAUCAUCAGAAAAACAUUUGCCGGUUAUUUUUUGACUCUUGGCGAUAAAAAUGAUUAAUACCUCCGGGUGGACUGGCGUACAGGACCAGGAUGGUCUCCUCUUCUCUUUCCUCUUCUAAUCCAAAUAACGCUUGGCCAAAUUCCUCGAGUUGUCCUCCAUCUCUGCCUUUGAGCUCCUUAAUUCUGUCUGAAAUGGUUCUGAUUGGUCCAUCUCUGUCCUCAGCUCCACUAUGGGUGCAUCGAUUGCAGUUUCCUUUUUUUCUUAAACUCUGACCUGCUCAUUCUGAUUUUUAAAGCAACUAAUACUGUCAGUUGUUAUAAGAGCACAAUAAACCUUCAACGUUCCAAUCUUAUUUUAUUUAAAAAUGUUACCCUUGAAACAAUAAAACUUGUUUUAUCUUGAA
Molecule: messenger RNA, 2102 nt
Organism: Austrofundulus limnaeus
Lineage: Eukaryota; Metazoa; Chordata; Actinopteri; Cyprinodontiformes; Rivulidae
Gene: glulb
Product: glutamate-ammonia ligase (glutamine synthase) b
Exons: 7
Coding region: 303-1424 (373 amino acids)
Cellular component (GO): cytoplasm
Molecular function (GO): glutamine synthetase activity
Source: RefSeq, a predicted model, not a curated record